AUGCAGCCAGCUCCGCUCUAUCAGAAGCCUAAGGGCGACGCUCCGUAUUACCAGCCGCAGGGGGCCGCACAGAACGCUUACAACGGUAACCCAAUGAAUGCGCCAGCCAGUCGCUCUGCGGUCCAAAACCGUGACGGUCUGUGGCACUACUCACUGUGUGUGUGCUGUGAAGACAUGGACUCGUGCUGCGAGGCGUGUUGCUGCUUCCCGUGCCAGGUGAGCCGGCAGUGCAAUAUGCUCAUGAACAGCCGCAGGGAGAUCCACUGGCCGUACUGCUUGCUCAUGACUCUGUGUGACUUUACCUUGUUCAUUUUUAGUGUUUCGUGCGUCUUUGCCAGCGAGACACGUCGCCUAGCGCGUGAGCGGUACGGCAUUUCCGGCAGUAGCCUCGAGGAUUGUUGCUUGGCCUACUGGUGCCGGACCUGCUCUACGCAGCAGGUGCUGCUGGAGAUGACCACGAUGAACGAAUUCCCAGGCGCCACGUGCUACGAAGCUGCCCCUCAGCCCAUGGGGAACCGGAUGGUCUAA
Messenger RNA from Leishmania mexicana MHOM/GT/2001/U1103, 528 nucleotides. Its product is annotated as putative ama1 protein. The transcript has a single exon. Lineage: Eukaryota; Euglenozoa; Kinetoplastea; Trypanosomatida; Trypanosomatidae. The record is from RefSeq and is a predicted model, not a curated record. Bases 1 to 528 code for a protein of 175 amino acids.